AUGGUUAAGCUCACGGAGCUUCCGUGUGAGAUCAUCACAGAUAUCUUGGAGGAAGGUAGUGUGCGCGACAUUUACGCUGCCAUCCGCACAUGCCGCCGCAUCCGCGACUGCUUCAAGCAACGCCCCAGUCUUGCAAGUCAGGUCAUACUUCGACAGAUCCCUGAAGCGCUUCUCCCAUAUGCAGUUGCAGCGCUCUAUGCUGAUCACUUGCCGAUUCCCCGGACAGAGGCAAUGGUCCAGAACCUAAUCACUUGGCUCGAUCCUUCUUUCCUACCCACUGCAAUUUCCCUUGUCCGAAGAUUGGGCCUUGGGAAUCUCCUCAAACUCGAGGACCUUCACAACAUCAUUCACUCCAUGGCACUUGACUAUGCUAAUGAGGCGUGGGACUUCAUGCAGACCACAAACAUGCAUGUCCCGAGGCCCGGCACGCUUCAAAUGUCGCGAAACGAGUACCUCCGCUUCUGCCGGGCGUUCUACCGUGUGGAAAUCCGACACUCCAUUGAACGCCCCAAGCCUGUCGGACCUCGUCGUCCUAGGGCCUGGAAUGAGGGCGAGGAUUUUCUUCAUCCCUUGCCGUCGUAUGAUCGGGAGCAGAUGGGAUGUGUCCUAGAGUAUCAGGAGAGACUCUUCCUGAACAGCGUCCACGAGGUACUCGCUCAUGAUGUUGCAAUGGGGCAUAUUGGCGUUAACUACGUGGAGGCGCACGAAGACCAUCUGAAACACGGACUACGCUUCCUGGUCAAGAUCACCAGCGACCUUUCUUACGAUGAGAAAAAGAAUCUUCUCUACGCCAAGUACGGUCCCGGCGAAUGGGCCGACCUUUGGAAGUCGCUCGACGCCGACCGUGACUGGCUCGAGGAAGACCGGCAGCUGGCAGAUGACCCCUGGGUCCAGAACGAAGACGGAGGCCUUAUUCAUGUUUUCAAAGACAGAGUUGACGCAGUGGACCUGGAUCUCGGUCCUAGGGGGGCUUUCAUGCGAUCUAUUAGCCGUGCGCUUGCAGACCUGACGACGAUUGACUCCAUACCCACCGAUGGGCUCCGGGAUCGCGCCUAUGUCCUAUGGGACCGGGAUCGCCUCCUCCAGCUUCAGGCAGGUUGGGUGUUCCCCCCUGGUUCAUUGAACCCUAUGGACUUCCUCGCGUAUGAGCCGAAGCCAAGGCGCAGACCAGCCUAUCGUGAGCGAUUAGCAGCGGAGAAGGCUUUGAAGGAGUCAUUCCAGGCUCGCAAGGAGAUUUGGGACAAGGGAGGCUCCGGCUAUUGGAGCGCCGAUGACCUCAGCAAGGUUCGACGACAGCCAGAGACCUCCAUCCCCAUCUGCGCCAAAAUGAUACUCAUCACCAAUCUUCCGAAAGAACUCAUCGGUGCAAUCGUGGCGGAGAUUAGCACCCUGGAGGACCUCAACAAUCUAAUGAGAGCCUCGCGUUGCUUCCUCGAAGCCGUCCACGCGUGGCCAGCCAUCCCCCACAUAGUCCUGCGCCGCCAACUCCUCAUGGAACUCCCUUCGGGCCUCAUGGCCUACGCGAUAGCAAUCGUCGAAGCCGGCAACUUACCUCGCCCACGAUCGUCCAAGCAUGCCGGCAGGGCCAUGUCGAGGGUCCUGUAUCAAGUGGCCCAUGACCCUGGUCACAGCUUAGACCUGGUCCCAACUCUUUCUUUCAACUCUCUCAUCAAAAUAAGGGACAAACACAAGACUAUUCUGAGUUUGGCAAACGCAAUGGCACAAGAUGCUUGGAAAAUGCUCCGAGACGUGGAUGGAGUGGUUUCAGGAGACUUGGUUCUAUCGAGACGAGAGCAACAUCGAAUCACCAAAGCUAUCUACGAAACGGAACUACUUUCGACGGUUUUUGGCGACGAGAGCUGGGAAACAGCAGACUUGGACGUCUUUUACGGUGCAGACGGAGAUAUUUAUCUUGCGUCUAAGACCCCUUGGGAAAUCGAGGCCAUUGGCUGUGUCUUGGACUUCUUUGAGAAGAGACUGUUCGAGGUUGCGCUUGACGUCUUCACUCACGAUGUUGAAUUUGGCUGGUCCAGUUUUGAUUACGUACGUCGGGGAAGCGAUAACGGAGACACGAUGAUGUUGGUCUCGGGUGGUGUGAACUUUGUUCACAUGCUAAUUCAGGAACCUUCUUACCAAAACAAGCGCAACAUGCUUUGGACCAAGCACAAUGACCCAGAUGCAGUGCUAAUUAGUAUCAUGCUUGCGGAGUUCUCCCGUUCCCCCCUCCGACAGCCCAGUUCACAGCAGCUGGCGAUCUGGUACAGAGAACAAUACCCGCAGGCUGGAGAGGAUCUUGACGACAAAGGCCCUCAAAUGGCCUUUGAUCAGACUCUGCUGGGGCAGCCUCCAUUCUUUCACCCAAUCUACGCAGGGCAGAGGGAGAGGGGCUAUAUCUUUUGGGACGCCAACCGCCUCAUGGCAAACAAUCACAAACUCCUCAACCUCGUCAAGAGAACCCUGCCUACCACCAAUCAGACCUGCCACCUGACUUCGCGCGGUAUGGUUUAUGAGGAUAAUACAGCAGCUCGUCUCUUGGCGAUGGAAGCGAGCUGGGACGAGCGCGCCGCCAUUUACGAGGAAGGCGGCAGAGGCUACUUGAAAGAUGGGAACUAUAACGGAAUCCAGUGGACAGGAGAAAAGAUGAAGAAUUCGCAUGGAGAGCAAGACGAAACCAGCGACGAAGAUAGCGAUGACGAAGAGUAG
Colletotrichum siamense is the source of this 2703-nucleotide messenger RNA. RefSeq lists its product as uncharacterized. The record is from RefSeq and is a predicted model, not a curated record. NCBI's taxonomy places the organism in Eukaryota, Fungi, Ascomycota, Sordariomycetes, Glomerellales, Glomerellaceae. The transcript is spliced from 6 exons. The coding region runs from base 1 to 2703 and encodes 900 amino acids. Gene Ontology annotation, molecular function: protein binding.